AUGGACAUCCUCAACUCUUUUGACGGAAGGCAAAGUAGGAUCUUCGACUUUACGCUGCAAUUCGAAAGGAGUAUUCUGUCAGUGCUUCCGGCAUCUGUGGUGCUUGUCUUAGCAGUCUGCCGGUUAUAUUCUCUAUAUGCAAGGCCGCGAAGGAUUCAAGGGCGGAUCUUGGAAGUUUCAAAAUUGAGCGCCAUCGCUGCUUACACGUGCCUCCAACUGGCUUCUUUGAUACUAUGGAUCCGCUUUGAAAAAAGCCAACUUGCGGUGGCCGCUGCAGCGGCGGCCGUCCUUGACGCAUGCCUUUUCCUCCCACUGUCCUGGUUCGAACAUACCCGGUCUCGACAGCCAUCAACGAUUCUUUUAUUGUACUUCACCAUUUCAUUGAUCUUUGACAUCGUCCAGCUACGGACUCUUUGGGUAUUGAAGUAUGAGACAUCCAUCCUAGGGAUUUCUCUUGCAUGUGUCUGUAUGAAGGUAUUAAUAUUAUGCCUUGAGUCUUUCGAAAAGCGUCGUUUCAGUACGGGUGGAACAUCAUUCCACAACCCCGAGGAAUGGAGCGGAGUGUGGAAUCGAGGAUGCUGUUGCUGGCUUAAUCGCCUUCUCUUGAGGGGAUAUCGCCAUAGUCUUUCCAUUGAAGACUUUUAUCCCUUGACCGCAGACCUGUCGUCUCGGAAGCUCGAAUUAAGACUGUCGGAUCAUCCCAGUAUUUGGGGGAUUUUCUGGACUGUCAUAGAGGCGUUAGGAUGGUCGUCAGUCCACCCUGUAGCGCCUCGGCUAUGCCUCAUUGGGUUCAACCUCAGUCAGCCAUUGCUUAUCAAGGCCAUCUUGAAAUAUUUGCAAGAUACAAGAGCCGAGGAUGUAGCACAUGGGCAAGACAACUUCAUGAUACUGGGAACUGUUCUGCUCUACUCGGGCAUUGCCGUUUCUGGAAGCAUCUACUGGCAGCUGCACCUUCGAAACCUAACUAAGAUUCGGGGUCUUCUUGUUGGUGCUGUCUAUAAGAAGCUUACCACAGUGGCUUCUACACAACCUGAGAAUGCUGCAGUUACAUUGAUGAGUACCGAUGUCGAGAGGGUCACCCAGGGACUACGGGUAUUUCAUGAAGCCUGGGCGAACUCAGUCGAAGUUGUCAUAGCUGUUUGGCUCUUGCAACGGGAACUCCACAUGGGCUCGAUUGCCCCUGUUGCGAUUGCCAUUGCAUGCUCUCUAGUCACUUUGUGCGUCAACAAGUUCACAAUGCCUCGUCAGAAUCGGUGGAUGGAUGCUCUCCAGGCGCGGAUCAACCGCACGGUCUCUGUGCUUUCGCAGAUUAAGAGUAUCAGAAUGCUGGGAUUAGGCAAACAGUCUGAUCAAGCAUUGAACGCACUUCGCGUCAGAGAACUACAACUUGCCAACGGAUUCAGGAUGAUGAUGGUCUUUUCUUUCUGCAUUGCUUUUGCACCCAUCUUCAUCGUCCCAGUUGUGUGCUUCGCCAUCUAUCUGACGGCUUCUCAGAACGGAAGUGGAUGCAACGCCUUUGACCUUGCCAAAGCUUUUACAUCUCUUUCGUUAAUAGUCAUUUUAACUCAGCCACUUUCAAGUCUUUUCCAGUACGUUCCGAUGUUUGCUGGGGCUGCAAACUGUCUUCAACGUAUCAAUGACUUUCUCCACUCCCCUUCGCAUCAUGACCCAAGAGAGCAAAAGUCGGAUGCCACAAGGGAGUGCAGAGGUCCUCAAGACGAUUCUUCUUCGAAGGCAGAAAAGUCUACAUCUAUGAUGGACAUCGCUGAGAGAAGCCCAAUUGCGGGAGACGGUUUGUCCAUCUAUGACGGCGCUUUCGGUUGGAGCGAAAAUCAAUGGGACAUUCAAAACGUCAAUCUCAACAUACCUAAGUCUCGGCUGACAGUAAUUACUGGGCCAAUUGCCAGUGGGAAAUCGACACUCUGCAAGGCAUUUCUUGGUGAGAUACCUUACGUCAAAGGCAUCGUCAAGAUUUCAUCUGGAACGGGCAUUGGAUUCUGUGAUCAAACGCCAUACUUAACCAACACGACCAUCUACGAAAACAUCAUUGGAAGAAGUGCCGUUAACGACGCCUGGUAUAAGACCGUUAUCAGGGCAGUGGACCUAGAGACUGACUUCGAAAGGCUUUCGAGUGGGGACCGCACCCUUGUUGGGAACAACGGAGAUGCACUGAGCACGGGGCAGAAACAGCGGGUGGCAAUCGCUCGAGCUGUGUACGCAAGAAAGCCCCUUAUCAUCCUGGACGAUGUCUUCAGCGGAAUGGAUAACGUGACCAAGACCUGUAUCUACGAGCGGCUUUUGAGUCCUAAAGGGCUGUUGCGCCACCUAGAGACGACGGUGAUCUUGGCUUGCUCUGAUCAGGAUCUGUGUCUUGCUGCGGACUUAGUGGUGGAACUUGCACCUGGCAGACCUCCUGUUGCCAUCCACCCUGCCUCCAGGACGAAGUCUGACUAUCACGCGGAGGGACAACAAGAAGCAGUUGGUAUCUCGAAGAUUUCCAAUGCCCUUGAUAUCAUACAAGCCAAAACGGAUCAGACUGCCGUGAGUGGAGCAGUACAGAAGCAAGCUUCCAAAGCGCCCAGUGAUUGGGCAACUUACGGCUACUUCGCCCGAGCUGUAGAAACCCCGAACACGGCGUUGCUGAUAUUCCUCGGCGGAGUCUUCGGGACACUAUACACGUUUCCCUCUGUGUGGGUGAACUGGUGGACUACGGAUCCUGCAGCCCGAGACAGUUUCUAUUUUGGCAUCUAUGCCUUACUGCAGGCCACGGGUCUUAUCUGUUGGUUUCUCUUCACUCGCCAUUGCCUGACAACGGUAGUGUCUAGGUCGGGAAAAAAGCUGCAUAACAGCCUUCUAUCGACGGUCAUGUCAGCCUCAUUUCCUUACCUCAGUACCAAAGACUCAGGGACCAUCAUCAAUCGAUUUUCUCAGGAUCUCCAGUCGGUCGAUGGCGAACUGCCAGCUGCUCUGCUCAACACGGUGGCGACUGCAUUCAUCGCCUUAGCCCAAGUCGCUUUGGUCGCCACUGCAAGUCCGUGGUUAACGAUUUCAUACCCGUUUCUGAUACUUGUCUUUUACGGUAUUCAACGGUUCUAUCUUCGAACAUCGCAGCAACUUCGGCCUCUUGAUAUUGAACUCAAAGGCCCUCUGUAUACACAUUUCUUAGAUACCUUACGAGGCAUUACCACAGUCCGAGCUUUUGGAUGGUCUCAGCAAUACGUCGAACGCAACCAGCAGCUUCUCGACGCAUCCCAGCGUCCCAACUACCUACUUCAGAUGAUCCAGCAAUGGCUUUCACUGGUUUUGAACGUGGUAGUCGUGGUCAUAGUCACACUUCUCGUGACCCUUAGUCUCAAGCUUCGAUCAAGCCUUGGGCUCACUGCAGUUGCUCUGGUUAAUUUGAUGUCUCUUAGUCAAAUGCUCCGAUCGGUUGUGAUUGGAUGGGCGCUUAUGGAGACAUCAAUUACUGCGGUUGCAAGGAUCAAGGAGUUUGAGCUGACGACUCCGAGAGAGAACGACUUGAACUCCGAGGGAGCCAUGAUCCAUGGGGCGGUUUCGGGCAAGAUUGAGUAUAAGAACUUGACAGUGUCAUAUGGCCUGAGUAACGAGAACCUUGCACUCAAGAAUGUCAACUUGGUCAUCGAAGCAGGACAGAAAAUCGGCGUAUGCGGCCGGAGUGGAAGCGGGAAGUCGUCAUUGGUUGCAUCUCUCUUCCGAUUGCUAGAUGUUCGACAAGGAAAGAUUGUCAUCGAUACAAACGACAUCAAUGAUUAUUCCUUAUCAAACCUUCGAUCAAACAUCAACGCCAUCCCGCAAGAUCCCUUCAUCACUAGUGGAAAUUUCCGCGAGGUUCUUGAUCCUUAUGGAGCAUCGCCAGAUCAUGCAAUUCAAGAAGCCCUCCGUAAGGUAAAGCUAUUCGAAUACGUGCAGAGCCAUGGAGGUCUUGAAGGGAGUGUGAAGUCUGAGUCACUUAGCCAUGGGCAAAAGCAGCUGCUAUCCCUUGCAAGAGCCAUCCUGAGGCGUUGCAGCAUCGUCGUUCUGGACGAAGUCACCAGCAGCUUGGAUUUAGAGACGGAGCAACUCAUAUGGGACGUCUUGCAGGAAGAAUUUAGGGGGUGCACCAUCGUUGCUAUUGCGCACAGACUAGAAACAAUUGUCAGCUUCGAUCGAGUUGCUGUCAUGGACGAGGGAAUAUCAUCGAAUUCGAUGAUCCUCGCGUUUUGUUGGAGGAUGUUAGCUCGGCCUUUUUCAAGCUGCGAAAGACGGGCCAAGCGCACUGAAGAAACUGCGAUCCAAGAAAUAACAAAAUGGACCGCUCAGUGA
This is a messenger RNA of Colletotrichum gloeosporioides, 4323 nucleotides long. RefSeq names its product ABC transporter FUM19. The record is from RefSeq and is a predicted model, not a curated record. The coding region runs from base 1 to 4323 and encodes 1440 amino acids. Gene Ontology annotation, molecular function: ATP binding; ABC-type transporter activity; ATP hydrolysis activity. The transcript is spliced from 9 exons. Gene Ontology annotation, cellular component: membrane. Lineage: Eukaryota; Fungi; Ascomycota; Sordariomycetes; Glomerellales; Glomerellaceae. Gene Ontology annotation, biological process: transmembrane transport.